Molecule: messenger RNA, 4881 nt
Organism: Punctularia strigosozonata HHB-11173 SS5
Lineage: Eukaryota; Fungi; Basidiomycota; Agaricomycetes; Corticiales; Punctulariaceae
Product: SAICAR synthase-like protein
Exons: 3
Coding region: 2351-4717 (788 amino acids)
Biological process (GO): inositol phosphate biosynthetic process; phosphatidylinositol phosphate biosynthetic process
Cellular component (GO): nucleus; cytoplasm
Molecular function (GO): inositol hexakisphosphate kinase activity
Source: RefSeq, a predicted model, not a curated record
CCCGGAUACAUAAACCGCUAGCCAACUCCUCCCCCCGGAUCCUUUUUUCUUGUUUCCUGAUCGCGGCAUCCUCUUUCCGCUUCGCAUCCCGCCCAGCGCCGCCCGAAGUCGCAUGGGGCCCCUCGUCGACCCGAGCUCCUUCCCGCCGUCCCCGCCGAGCUCGGCGACGAUCACCGCCCCGCCGUCGCCCAAGCACAAGCACGCCCGCCCGAAGCCGCAUCUCGCGCCCGUCGAGGCCCAGCUCCCCGCCGCGCUGCACCGCGCCAUAUCCGACACCGUCGCCUCGUCGUCCCGCAGGCAGCACGACAAGGACAAGGAUCGUGCCGCCUCGUCUCCUUCGGCCACGAUACCGUCGCCGGCGAAUCAAUCGACCACAUCUACGACGGCCGUCGCCCCAGAUGCCGCCGUUCGUUCGUCGACGACGCUCUCCAGACGCCGCACCGCGCGCCGGCCCGCGAUGAGGUCGUUCACCCUGCCCACCCUACACCCCAACCCCUCCCCAAGCACCGAUCGCCCGCCCAUCUCCUCCGCCCGCGCCUCUCCUCCCGCCUCUCCCGCCUCUUCAUCGCCCUCGCCCUCCUCUUCCCCGCUCCCGCUUCCCCCGCACGCCACCACCGGCAUGGGCCGCAAAGUCGCCGACUCGCUGCAGCUCUUCAAGGAGACGUCCGCGGCCACGCCUGCGACGGAUGCCGUCGUUAACCCGUUCGACGAAUUCGAGGACGCCGUGCUCUCCGUCGACGUCUCGGCGACCGCCGCCGCCGCUACAGCCGUCUCUUCUUCUUCUUCCUCUUCAGCGCAUCGACGGCCCUCCCUGUCUCUCCAUCACAACCACCACCACCAUCACCACCACCGACCGAGUUCGAGCUCGGCGACGGGGACGGUCGCCGAGGCCGAGUUUGAGUUUGUGAGGAGGAGCGAAUGGCCCGAGCGCGAGGCCGCCUUCUUUCGCCGCGAGCGGGAGAGGGAACGAGAGAGGGAGAGGGAGAAGGGCGGCGGCGGCGCGGCGCUGGAGAGGGUCAGGACGAAGGAUAGCAGCAGCACCGUCGCGUCCGCGUCGACGUCCCGCCGGGAUCAGAGCAAGACCGCGGCGGCGGCGAUCAGGGACAACGUGAUGAACGAUCUGGCGCAGUGGAGGAAGGAGGUCGUGGCGAGGCAGGACGGCACGGCGGUGGGUGGAAGAGGACGGACGAGGGAGCGGCUGGGACAGGCGGCGGCGACGUCUGAGCCGGCGUUAUUGCAGGCACAGCCGCGUCGAGAGUCGGUUUUGGAUCUCGAGCGCGAUUAUGAUCGCGAACGGGACGUCACGCGAGAACGAGAGAAGGAGCGAGAGCGCAAGGCGACGACGUCGCCGCUGCUCCAACCUUCGCGCCCGCACUCGCGCCCGUACCCGCCCUCGCCGGAGCCGUCGCGCCCGCCGCCGCCGCACCGCCUCCCGCCCUCCCUCUCGCGCAAGUCGGAUGCCGACCUCAACUUGCACCUCAAUACCACCAUCGCCGCGCCGUCCGCCACCGCGUACUCGCCGUGGUCGACGGACGACGAAGAGGAGGAAGAGGAGGACGACUCGGAGUGGGAGUCGGCGUCGAUGGCGACGACGACGUCUGCGACGUCCUUUGCGUCGCCGUCGCCGUGGCAGCACGCGCCGCUUCCCCCGUCCCACGUACAUUCUCAUACGCAUCCUCACCCUCAGCACCACCACCACCACCACCACAACGGCGCAUAUACGCAGCACGUAUCGCAGUCGGAGCCGUUGUCGACGCGGCACUCGCCGCAUCCGUUUCUGUACGACCGCGUACGGAUAUCGGAGCACGACGCGGACCACGACGACGCCCCUGAAGACAGCCAUGCGUACUUCAACCUGUCCUUCGACGAAGACCUCGCCCCUCCUCCUGCACAAGACGAAGACGAAGACGUGUACUGGCACCACGACCGCCACCGCGACGAAGAUCACGAGCACGAACACGGCCACGAACACGACACGGUCGGCGACCUCCCGCCCGAAGAUUUACCUCACAUCCCGCUCCAGCCCUUCCGGAACCAGGUCGGCGGCCACAGCGCCAUCUACAAGUUCACCAAGCGCGCCGUGUGCAAGGUCAGCAUCUGUCCCUUCUCCGUGUCGUCGUUACCUCUUCUCCGUCUCUCUCUCUCUCUCUCUCAUAUCCUCUGAUCCAUGUCGUACGAGAUUGUUGAACGUCGUUUUUUUGUUUCUUUUUUUUUAUUUCUCCCUCGGGGGGUUUUUUACACGCUCUCCAUGUGUAUCUAGCCGCUGGUGUCGCGCGAGAACCUGUUUUACGAGGCCGUCGAGCGCGAGGCGCCGCCCCUGCUCGGCUUUAUCCCUCGAUACCUCGGCGUGAUGCUCGUCAACUACCGCCGGGUGCCGAAGCAGGGCGAAAGCAGCGUCGACGCCGCUCGUCUCUCCACCGCCACCGAAGAAGCGACCCCGCGCCCGCCGCUGCACAAGGCGGCGACCGAUGCACCCGUCACCGCCGCCAAAUCCGCCAGGCGGUUCUCCCUUGACCCAGGCCGGAAGCAAGAGCAAGACCGAGACCAGGGACAGGGACAGGGACAGGGACAGGAAGGAGGCGACACGGACGUCGAGACGGAGGCGGAGAUGCCCGAGGUCGCGCUCAACUGCAACCGGCAUAUCAUCCCCGAGUGGGUGUUCACCGGCGGGCGCCACCGCGCCGUCUCGCACUCGGGCGCGUUCUCGUCCUCGCACCAUCGGCAUCAGCAGCAGCAGCACCACCACCACCACCACGGGCCCUGUCUGCAGGGCCACUGUCGGUGGGCGAGGAGGCCGAGGCUCGCGGGCGGGACGGCUUCCAGCCCGGAUUUGGGCGUCGCGCCGACGGAGUUUAAGCCUCGUCCGAGUCCGCUGGCGAACGGUGCGAACGCGAACGCUAACGCGACGGAGGAAAUGGGCACGUCGCCUUCGACGCGCGAGCCGCCGACGCCGCAGAACUCGCCGGUGAUCGUCGCGCCGGCGUUGUCGGCCUCGACGUCGGGGUCGCUCGACGGCCGGCGGCCGCACCGGUUCUUCUUCGUCGACGCGAACGCGCACGAAGGCGAACACGAAGGCGAGCACGAAGGCGACGGCGAACAUCAUCGGCAGCACGGGCAAGCACAGGAGACGAUGACGCCGGCGCUGCACGCGUUCCCGGGCGCGGACCAAGCGGCGUUCGGCGGCGGGUCGCCCGGGCCGAACUGGGUCGGCGGGCUCGGGUCGACGACGGUGAACACGAAGCUGAAGGACCACGUGUUUAGCCAGGUGCUGCGCCGGCUCGCGAAGCAGAACGGGACGCGGUGGAUGAACGGCGUGAAGGAGCGCGAGGGGCGGUGUGCUAGGGAGGAAGGGUGCGAGGGGGAGGAGGAAGGCAGGGGGGAUUGGGACGAGCAGCGGCAGGGGGAGCCGAUCCGGCGCGUGCGGAGCGCGGAUUCGCUGGAGAGGACGGUAGGAGGCGACGGGGCCGGGUUCGUCCCACCGAAGAGGCAUAACACGCCCGUCGACAUGUUCGGUUGGGUCAGGGAGGGCAAGCGCGAGCCUGAGCCGCUGCUGCCCUCGCCGCCGCGCCGCCGUUCGCGGUCCCGGUCGUUGGACGCGCCCUCGCGGCCGUUCCGGUUUGGCGGCGGGGUGAUGCCUCCGAGGAUCCCGGAGGAGGGCGCUGCCGGGAAGGACAAGGACGAGGGCGUGAUCACCCGCCAGAACCAUUUCAUCCUCAUGGAGGAUCUCACAGGCCGAUUGAAGCACCCGUGCGUGCUCGACCUCAAGAUGGGCACGCGGCAGUACGGGAUGGACGCGACGCCGACGAAGAAGAAGAGCCAGCGGAAGAAGUGCGACCGCACGACGAGCCGGACCCUCGGGGUGCGUGUGUGCGGUAUGCAGGUCUGGAACAACGUCACGCAGUCGUACGUCACCCAGGACAAGUACAAAGGCCGGGACAUCAAGGCGGACGAGUUUUCGAGCGUGCUCGCGUCGUUCCUGCACGACGGUGAGCGGCUGCUCACGCACCACAUCCCGCCGAUGCUGCAGAAGAUCUACGCGCUGGCCCGGAUCAUCAACCGCCUCAAGGGCUUUCGGUUCUACGGCUGCAGCCUGCUCAUGAUUUACGACGGCGAUCGCGAGGCCCAGGACGCCUACCGCUCCUUCUAUCUCGAGCACCCGUCCGCUCGAAGCAAGCGCGGCGAGUCGCUCGAGCGCAAGCGCGGUCGGCAGGCGCCGGAGGAGCAGCGCGACGCGCCGCCGCUCCGGCGCUCGCACAGCGACGACCUGCUCGUCGGGCCCGUCGUGAAGCGCUCCACCGGCCGCCGCAAGCGCGGGGAGGUCAACAUCCGCCUCGUCGAUUUUGCGCACACGACCACGGGGCGCGACUGGUUACCGCAGCCGCCCGAGGCCGAGCUCGACGCCGGCGGGCUGCCGGAGGUGGCGAGCGGGUCCGGGUACCGCGCCAAGGUCGACCCGGAGACGGGCCUCGUGUACGCGCGCUUCCCGCCGCAUUACCCGGACGAGCCCGACCGCGGGUUCCUGUUCGGGCUCAAGAACGUCGCCGCGGCGCUGGAGAAGAUAUGGAACGACGAGCGGAAACGGAUCGUGAAGGCGGCGAGGGACGAUCCCGCGGCGAGCGCGAUGCAGCUCCCGGCGCUGUGCGCGGACGGCAAGGAGAUCUUUGCCGAUAUAUUUGGCUCUGGAGAGCACGAAGAUCUUGGCCAUCUCUCGACAUGACGAAGACUUUUGUAUGUUGUCGACCGACCAACGCAAUGCCUUUUCUCUCUCUCUCUCUCUCCCCUCUUCCGAAUUACCUCGUAUAUGCGCGUGUUUUCUCCAUCUUUUUUCCCACCCUACAUGUCUGAUCACGAAACGUUUCCUAUCACUCUCCCCACUUUCAC